Molecule: messenger RNA, 636 nt
Organism: Rhizophagus irregularis DAOM 181602=DAOM 197198
Lineage: Eukaryota; Fungi; Glomeromycota; Glomeromycetes; Glomerales; Glomeraceae
Source: RefSeq, a predicted model, not a curated record
GUAUUCCUCACUCCGUAAACUAUAUUAAAAACAACAGUUUUUCUAAUUUACCAACAAAGAUAAAUAAUGAUGUUUUUAACUUUAUAGAUAGUAAUCGUUCAUCCAUAUUGACGAAAAACAAGGUCGCUAAUAUUGGUAGUAGUGGACCUUCUAAUUUAUCAGUAAAUAAUACUUUUAAUACCAUUAACCGUAAUAAUAAUGGUAAUACUUCUAAUUUACCGACAAAAAAUAAUGUUUUCCAACCAGUUAAUAAUAGCAACAACGGUAGUGGUGGUGGUUCCUCUAAUAUGUCAGUAAAUAAUAACGAUUAUAAGCCCACUAGUCAUGUUAAUAGUAGUAGCUCUCCUAAUAUUCUUGAAGAAAAAUCUUCUAAUAUACCAGCAACUAAAGUUCUUGAGGAAAUGUAUAAGACACUGGAAUUGGAAAUUCCUCCAGUGUUUACGUUUCGUCAGGAAGUUUUUACACAAAAAUUUUUUUGCAGUGCUGGUUUUAUGAAUAAAUGGUAUGAUACAAAAGAAGCAUUUCCGAAUCAAGAAAUAGCAAGAGAAGCUGCGGCUCAAAGCCUAUUGAAGAUAAUUAUGGCUUCGAAAGAAUAUGAAGAUUAUCUUCAAGAAAAAGAAAAACAGGGUACGAACC